Molecule: messenger RNA, 957 nt
Organism: Vitis riparia (riverbank grape)
Lineage: Eukaryota; Viridiplantae; Streptophyta; Magnoliopsida; Vitales; Vitaceae
Exons: 2
Coding region: 1-957 (318 amino acids)
Source: RefSeq, a predicted model, not a curated record
AUGGGGAUAGAGGUGCUGAGCGUCCUAAUCAGAAGGGCUAUGGAGGGGGGCUUCAUCUCAGGGUGCAAAAUUCAGCGUGAUAGAGGAUGGGCUGUCCACAUUGCUCAUCUGCUUUUCGCCGAUGACACUAUUGUCUUUUGUGAGGCAAAGAAGGAGUACUUAACGAAUUUAAGUUGGAUCUUGUUCUGGUUUGAAGCCGCGUCCGGGUUAAGAAUUAACUUGACUAAAAGCGAGGUUAUUCCAGUAGGGGAGGUGCAAAGGAUAGAGGAGAUGGCUGUGGAGUUAGGGUGUAGGGUGGGGCAGCUUCCGAUUGUGUAUUUGGAGGUGCCGCUGGGGGUGCCUAAUAAGGCUGCAUAUGGAUGGGAUGGGGUAGAAGAGAAAAUGAGAAGGAGUGUACCAGAUGCCGUUAUUUCGUAUGCCCAUUUCUGUGGCAAGAAGAUUAGAAAAAUUGCAAAGAGAUUUCUUGUGGGGGAGGGGGGUCUCAUGGAGAGGAAAACUCAUUUGGUUAAGUGGGAUGUGGUGUGUGGGGAUAAGGAGAAUGAGGGGUUGGGAAUAAGGAAGUUUACUAUCAUGAAUAAAGCGCUUCUUGGCAAGUGGACUUGGAGAUUCGCUUCGGAUAAGGAGACCCUUUGGAAGUAUGUGCUGGAGGCUAAGUAUGGUCAGGAGGAUUAUGGUUGGAUGACCAAAAAGGCUAUGGGUGCGUGUGGUGUGGGGGUGUGGAAGGAGAUCUUAAAGGAAGUUGGCUGGUGCUGGGACAAAAUGGGGUUCAAGGUGGGGAAAGGUAAUAAAAUCAGUUUCUGGACUGAUGUGUGGUGCGGGGAUGCAGCGCUGUCCCAAAGGUUCCCGCAUCUCUACAUCUUGGCAGCCAACAUAAAUGCAAAGGUUGAAGACCUGUGGGACCAGAAUGUUGGGGAAGGAGACUGGAAUUUGUGUUUUAUAAGGGAUUUCAAUGAUUAG